CAAAGCAGAGCACUAGCUACUUUCUUUAGAAAACAUUGCUUUCCAGUUUUUUUUAGGGCUUUUCCUUUUCCUUUAUGAGUUUCAGACUGGUAAGGCAUAAGAAUUCCACACCUAGCUAUAGAACUGAAAACCUCGUGCAAACCAGGAUACAAAACCUCCUUGUUCACCUGUGUGAACUGAAAACCUCUGCCUAGAUGCAAGUGAUAGAACUUUAUUCUAGCACCAAGUGUCCAAAAGCUUUGUCCAAAAGGUAAGGGUAUUAUUAUUGUCGUGAUAAGUUAUUAACACCGAGGCCCAUGGAACCGGACCCUACACUCACUUGGUUACAUAAACUUACAUUUCGCUAAAGACAGGGCUCUCUCUCUCUCUCUGGCUCUGCAGCCUGUACCUCUGAAACCACAGCCCCAACGAUUCCACCAACCAAAGAUCUUCUUCAUCCUAUAGUCUCCUCCAAUCGAUUGACUGUCCCAAAAAAGGUCCCACACAUCUUUCACCCCCAAUGGCCGAAACAAAGUGAAAGAUUACUGAGAAAAAUUGAAAAUGGAAUCAGGGAGACCCCAUCGCACAACAAGCACUAAUAGCAGUAGCACCAGUGAGCUCUUCAUCUGCUUCACCUCGCGGCUUUCCUCCUCUUCCUCCAUGAAGCUCUCCAAAUCCAUUCUCAGCCCAGGCCGUACCAGAGAACCAUCCCAAAUCUCUCUCUCCUCCUCUCUAAGCCGAAGACUGAAAAGCAGUGGCAGCAUGAAGGGCGGCCAGGCGUCGCCAAUGUUCCCAACUGGGGGCAAGAAACGAGGGUGCGCUUUCGAAAACCCGGAGCCUUCGUCCCCCAAAGUGACCUGUAUUGGCCAGGUGAGAGUCAAGACCAAGAAGCAUGGGAAAAAGAUGAGAACGAGAUCGAAAAGAAGAGGCGAAGCGAGCUUCCGGAGAGUGGAGCAGCAAAAUUCGACUGUUGUCACACAUCAAGAGCUUAACAUUCAGAAUAAUGUGAAUCGUCAGUUUCAAAGCCACCAGAUUUUACAACAACAGCAUCAGGAGUGCUUGCCGCAUCGGAACCAAAGAUGGGUACAUCUACCAGUAACAAUUUGCGAAGCUUUGAGGGCUUUCGGUGCUGAGUUUAAUUGUUUCCUGCCGUGUCGGUCUUCGUGUAUGACAAGCGAGAGGGAAAAGGAAGAAAAGGCCGCAAGAUCGGACGGCGGUGAGAGUGGAAAUGGAAGUUCUUGUGGGGCUGUGUUUGGGAGGUGGCUGGUGACAAUGCAAGAAGGUGAAGGCAAGGGGAGGGAGAUAGAGUUAGUAGUGGGAGAGGAAGACGGAGUGGCGGAUAGGAGGAGUCACAGUAUGCGGAGGGAGAUUCUUGAUGGGGACUUUGAGAUUAAGGAGCAGGGGAAUGAGGUUGCUCAAGAAGAGGAAGCAAGGGUGAGUAUUUGUAUUCCGCCCAAGAACGCUCUGUUGCUCAUGAGGUGCAGGUCUGAUCCGGUGAAAAUGGCGGCCUUGGCGAAUCGGUUUUGGGAGUCCCCGGUUCAGAAAGAUGAGGACGGCGAUGAAGAUGAGCGUCAGAAAGAUGAGGGAGAAGACCAAGAGGAUGUGGUAGUGGGUGAAGAAAGGCAAGGUAAAGUUGAGGUGGAAACAGAGGUAAAAGGGGAUGGGAUUCGUGAAAAGCGGGUUCCUGAUGGUGGAGAGCAUUCACACAUGAUUACUGAGGAACAAGACGGGGGUGUAGAAGAAAACCCAGAAAGGAGCCCAGAAUAUGUCAAUGAGCUACAAGAACACCAAUUGGAGCAAGACGACGACGACGACGACGACGAUAAUGCUGAAGAAGACGUAGAAGACGAGGAAGAAGAAGAGUUAGGGUUGUGCCAGGCGGUACCAGCAGAAGAAUUUCAGUUGAGUUCUUCACCUGAAGAUCUCGUAGCUCGAGAGAACUCGGAGACGGAACAAAACAUGCACAAGCUUGUUCGAAAGGAUGAGGAAGUCCACCAAAAUGAACCCGAGGCCGAACAUGAAGAACCAGAAGCAGAAGAUGACAAAGUAGCUAGCUUUUCAACUUCUUCUGUAAUGUCAGCACAGUCAGAGCAAGAAUCAGAAGCGCAAGAAGAAGGGCAAGAAGAGAAGACUGGAGCUUUAGCCGAAGAAGCAGAGGAGUCAAAGGAGGAGAAAGAGACGCAAGAGAGGCCUCGGGAAGACGGAGAGACAGGGACCCACGAAAAACCCAAACCCGAAGUACCAAGUACCAACGAAGAUAAUCCGAGUUUAGAGUCAAAGAUACGAGAAAGUCGAUCAAAGUCAGACAGAGGGAGUUCGGGCUUGCCGGAUUGCUUGCUGUUAAUGAUGUGCGAGCCGAAGCUGUCCAUGGAGGUCUCCAAAGAGACCUGGGUUUGCAGUACGGACUUCAUCCGAUGCCUCCCAGAGAGACCGGUCAACAAAACGAACGGCGGGGAUGUGAUCAAGAAACGAGUCAGCACCGAGAAUUCCAAUCCAACGUAUCCGGCGCAGCAGCAGCUGCCGCCACCGCUGCAGCCGCCUCGAUCUUCGUGUUCGUUUCCUAUUGCGGCGGCUCCUGGAGCCGGCGCUUCGAUGGCUGGCAUGAUAGAGCAGAAGCUGGUGGGGUCCAAUGGGUACGAGCCGUUCGUUCUGACGCGGUGCAAAUCGGAACCGAUGAGGUCGGCGAAAAAGUUCGCACCGGAUGCUUGCUUCUGGAAGAAUCGGAAGCUGGAGCCUCACCGCCCGGCAACGUUUGGGGUGGGCGCGGCUGGGAUCGGGUUCUGAGCCGAGGUAAUUAUGGGAAUCUGAUAAAAAGAAGAAGAAACAAAGGGGGUAGCAAAUUCUGAAUGUGUUUUUACUGUAGUUUUUACAGGGUGCUUUUAUUGCUCUCUCAUGUUUGUAAAUCUCUGUCUAAUGAUUUCCGAGCAAUUUUUUUUUUCUUUUUUGUUCUUUUUUAUUUUCUUCAUCCAAUUUCCCCCAUUUGGGCAAUAGUUAUAUAGUUAAAAUCUGUUUAAUGGUCCAUGUGUAUAUUAGGCUUAAUACUCUAAAUUUUAACUCUUUAUUCCUGUAAUUAUAAUUGUGAUCAGAUUGUCAAAUAGUAUAAAAAAUAAAAUUCAUAUAAAAACACAAAAAAUACAACUUAAGAAAACAUCUACAACAUAUAAAAAUAAUUGAAAGUCUAAAAAAGAAAAAUGUCAAAUUGAAGAAAAAAGGUUAAAGGACUUUUAAAGUAUGUUAAACCAUUUUUAAUUAAGGAAUUUAUUAUGUAUCAGUCACUAUUCACUCUCAUAUUUCAAGCCUGUAACUCUUUUUAUAGGGUGUUUGGGUGUUUUUUAUAGAAUACGAAAGUAUUUUUUAUAGAGUGUGAGGUGUGAGGUGAUGAAUAGUAAUUGAUGAGAAUAAUUUUGCUUUAACUAAUUACAUAUUGUUCUUAGUUUUCAUAUAUAUUCAGGUUAUAACUUUUGUAUUUUCUAAUUUUAUUGUUUGGUUUCUCAAAUGGUUUUUAAUUAUAUAUACUACUUGAAGCUUUUUUAUUUUUCUUCCUUGUGUCAUGCCACGUUGCAUGUCAGGUUAACAUGUGUUUAUUAUCUGACGGUUGUUAAACAGCAUAUAGUUGAAAAUUAAAAUAUAAAAAUAAUCUAUUCAAUCCUAGAUUCCUAAUAAUAAUUCAUGAAUAAUGAUAGAGGGUGGGGUUGGCAAAAGCCACACCAGUGGGACAGUGAAGGUGAGGCAGUCAAGCUGGAACUUGAUGGUUCUGGAUGAUUAAAGAUUGGCAGUUUGCUUUAGCUGUUUAUUACGUGUCUCUGAAAUAAUGUUUGGUAGUUAUAUGGUCUAAUCAAUUCACCUUCCUCUUAUAGCUAUAACUCUUUUUCAUUAUGUGCCCCUGAAAUAUUAUGAGUUUUUUGUUUGUUUGUUUGUUUUUUUUUUUUUUUUUUAUUGCUUCAAUCAGCAUUUUGAUGAAUUUUCAUGUUUGAUUUUUAGCUGUGAUCAAAUUGAAGUUUACUCCAUUGAUUCUGUAUUAGCAGCUUUAGAGCUUGACUGGUUCAACCCUUAAAACAAAAGUCAAGAAACUGAUAAAAAAGGGUUUAUACAACAACUCCAGAACAGAACAGAAAUUAAAGGAAAAGGACAAAAUAGCUCCUGAUCAGACUGGAUGAAUUGUAGGCUCUGCAUGCACUAAUCAAUUUCCAAGGCAGCAGAAAAGCUAAGCCAGUGGAUUCUGUAUCAUAUCUUUGAUUCCAGCCUUUCUGAGGCUAUAUUUUUUCUUUUUUCUUUCACCUGUACUCAGCUUUGCUUUGUGUGUUUUCUUUAUGUUAUGAGAUGUGAACAAGAACAAAAGCAAAUGCUGAAAACCAAAAAGAA
Juglans microcarpa x Juglans regia is the source of this 4341-nucleotide messenger RNA. RefSeq lists its product as uncharacterized. The transcript has a single exon. The coding region runs from base 541 to 2763 and encodes 740 amino acids. The record is from RefSeq and is a predicted model, not a curated record. NCBI's taxonomy places the organism in Eukaryota, Viridiplantae, Streptophyta, Magnoliopsida, Fagales, Juglandaceae.